GCCCCCCCGCUCGACGCGUGGAAGAAAGUGUAGCGCGCCGUCCGCGGCCAGUGGCCGCCGCCGACCGUCGCCUUCCUAAUCUGCCCUCGCGAUUUCCCGUCCGCUCUCGAGCGAACCCUCGCUGUAGUAUUUUUCACGGGGGGGUCGUCGAUCCUUUCGUCAACAUGCGGCCGAGAAACGCGGAGGCGCACACCAAGCUGGUGCACGUGCUAGAUCGUAUUUAUGAAACGCCGGAGCGAGUGUACUACAGGCCCGGGCAUAGUCGGCACGAGCAUCGCUCGAGAAAGCAGCAGCAGCAGUCGGCCAGCAACGGUCAGCGUAGCGGCGGCGGCGGCGAGGCCGGAGGUGCGGUCGCGGCGGCCUCCAAGGCUGCCACCGAGUCUGCGGCCAUGAAGGCGCUCUUCUACCUGCUGCUUUUCCUGGCCGAGGUGCUGCUGUUCGGCACCAUCACGCUGCUCAUCUACUGGAUCUUCAACUACCAGGGCGGCGUCGCAUGGGCCAACGACGUCAAGAGGCAGUUCAACCUCCACUAUAUCCUCAUGACCGGGGGUUUCAUCUUCCUCAACGGACACGCGAUGCUGGUGUACCGCAGCUUCACGUGCUGCAAAAAGAUCUACAACAAGCUUCUGCACACCAUCUUCUUCGUGCUGUCCAUAUCGGCCAUCACCAUCGGCAUAGUGUCCGCCUUCAUGGCGCACAACAGCAAUGCUAACCCGAAGCACUUCUACAGUUUGCACUCGUGGAUCGGCCUCGGAACUAUGGGACUCUUCGCUUUGCAGUUCAUCGUAGGGUUCGUGUCGUUCCUGGUGCUUCUGUGCUGCGACAAGGCCACCGUCACCUACCGGCAACGCCUGGUGCCGAUCCACACCAACUUCGGCCUGAUCAUCUUCAGCAUCGCGGCGGCCGCCUGCGUCACGGGCCUCAUGCAGACUGCCAAGGGCCGAUUCAACGGCGUGAAUGGAGCACCGAACUAUCCGGACCUUCCUGAAGAGGGAAUCUUCGUAAACACCAUUGCCAUUGCCAUUAUUGCGCUGACAAUCCUUCUCCCACUGCUGGUCAGAAACAACCUCCGUGGUGGACAGGCUGUGUUCUCCGUCAACUAGUGUGGCAGAGCUAUUUCCCCGCUACACGGCACCCCACGGUGCCGCAACAAAAAGGUGUUUAGCGACUCUGCUGGAAAAUGAUCUUUUUACGAGACUUCCGAGGGGUGUAACAACUGCGCGGACAAGUCGGCCGUACAGCAAAGGCAGUCUGCCCCAUGUCUUGAGUGCACAAGACAGACGUAAUAGUCCUGGCCACCCUCCCCAGGUAGAGCAUGACGUCUGGUGCAAGAAAGAUCAGUUUUUAGCGCUAUUGUCGCAGGUACGACAGAACAAUUCCUUUUUAUUUCUAUGUGUGGGGUCAGGGGUGGGAAGAAAUAGUUGCGCAGCUGUACUUUUACUGUGCAUGUUUUGCUUGAAACAGAUUUUGAUGUUUUCUGUUUGGUAUUUGUCAAAUGUGGUCAUGGUUUGUUCAGGCAGUUUUUUGUUUUGGUUUUUUAUUCGACAUACUCAACAAUCGGGGAGGGUGGGUACUUGUCACUCGAUGUGUUUUUUGUUUGCCGGCAAGUCUUCACUUUGAUACUAUGAAUCGAAAUUUAAGCCAAGCUGGGUUUUUGUACCUUGUGGCAAAAGGGGAGUUUACAGCUUGAGAGGUUCCGCAUGAAACUGCCACCAGGAAAAAUAUUUUCCUGACUGACAUGCCGAGUGCUAUAAUGAACAGUGUUGUCGCAUUUUUUUACUCAUUUCACAUGUGUAAACACACCCUCAUAAUGCUCAUCUUCAGUAAUGUUUCAAAACUUCAAGGCCUGUGUUUCAGUGGCGUCGCAAUAUGAUGGUAAAGUGCAUUUCGUAGGUGCACUUUUGAGCCGAGAAAUGGCCAUCGUUGACGGCAGUAAUGUCCACUGUAGUUUCAGCUUCAUUGUAGCAAGCUUUGGGACUACUACUAUUUAAAACUUAAAGCGGGUGGCCCCGCAAUACAAGACCAUCCUUUGCGAAACUGUCAUGACAAGAAGUCCUGUUUCAUUGUCACGCUGUAGCAGUAUUUGUUUCUGAUAUUCUGAAACCACACAAACUGCACUUGCUGAAACCUAUAACAUUUCCUGGCCUAGAGAAUCUUUGCUUACUGCAAGGCUAUUCUCCUGGGCAGCUAUUCGUCUGAACCAAGAGAAACUUGAAUAAACAGACUUUUAAUACAGAGCAGUUUUACUUAAGGAAACAUGAAAAUCUCGGCAUGUCAAGAAUGUGUAUGGUUUUUAGUGCCUUCACAAAAUGAUUGUUGUAGUAUGCACUGCACACAUUGCUUGGAUGCUGUUGUACAGACCCAGCCACACAUACGAGAAUGUGCAUAUGGUGCAGAGAGGUCUUUUACUUGUGACUGCUGGGCUUCAUAACGGUUUCUGUGAUGCAAUGGCUGAAAUACUGUGCAUAUAGGAGUAUUCACUUAGAGGCUGUUUCAAGCCCCCUGUCACUUGUAAGCAAGGUGGCUGCAAUCCAGAUUGCAUUCUAGACAACCGUGGCUGGGUCUGUACACUAUUUUAAGUUGCUUUAGCCUUGUGGUUCAUUUUUUUGUACAUACAUCUUGAAAGUCCUGUUUUUGUAAGCUAAUAAAACAAUUGCAUGAAAUUUUGUGUAUAUACAUACUAUACCUGGCGAGACACAUAGCAUGCUCUUGUAACUUGAUGGCGAAGUAUAUAAUAUUAAAAUUCUACCUUCUUGCCAA
Molecule: messenger RNA, 2760 nt
Organism: Dermacentor silvarum
Lineage: Eukaryota; Metazoa; Arthropoda; Arachnida; Ixodida; Ixodidae
Product: plasma membrane ascorbate-dependent reductase CYBRD1
Exons: 6
Coding region: 165-1103 (312 amino acids)
Molecular function (GO): oxidoreductase activity
Source: RefSeq, a predicted model, not a curated record